UCACGUGACCACGCCAGUUACCCACGUGGGGGCGCAGCGUGCUCCCUUCUUUGUGCUCGGGAGAGAAGGAUCCCGGCGGCAACUUUGGCAGGCAAGGCGGUGGAAACACUGCUCCGCAGGGCGACGUGGUGCAGGAGGGCGUGCGUUUCAGGGAUGCCGAAGCGUGGGAAAAAGGGAGCGGUGGCUGAAGACGGGGAAGAGCCCAAGAUUGAACCAGAGGCCAAGAAGCGUAAGGCGGGAGCAGGAGCAAAGAAAAAUGAAAAAGAGGCAGCAGGAGAGGGGUCAGUCCUAUAUGAGGACCCCCCAGAUAAGAAAACCUCGCCCAGUGGCAAAUCAGCCACCCUCAAGAUCUGCUCCUGGAAUGUGGAUGGGCUUCGAGCCUGGAUUAAGAAGAAAGGAUUAGAUUGGGUAAAGGAAGAAGCCCCAGAUAUCCUGUGCUUGCAAGAGACCAAAUGUUCAGAGAAUAAACUACCAGCUGAACUUCAAGAGCUGCCUGGACUAUCCCAUCAGUACUGGUCUGCUCCUUCAGACAAGGAAGGGUACAGUGGUGUGGGCCUGCUCUCUCGCCAGUGCCCACUCAAGGUCUCAUAUGGCAUUGGUGAGGAGGAACAUGAUCAGGAAGGCCGAGUGAUUGUGGCUGAGUAUGACGCAUUUGUGCUGGUAACAGCCUAUGUACCGAACGCAGGCCGAGGCCUGGUGCGCCUGGAGUACCGGCAGCGCUGGGAUGAAGCCUUUCGCAAGUUCCUGAAGGACUUGGCUUCCCGCAAGCCCCUUGUGCUGUGUGGGGACCUCAAUGUGGCUCAUGAAGAGAUUGACCUUCGCAACCCCAAGGGAAACAAGAAGAAUGCUGGCUUCACCCCGCAAGAGCGGCAAGGCUUUGGGGAAUUGCUGCAGGCUGUGCCGCUGGCUGACAGUUUCCGGCACCUCUACCCCAACACCGCCUACGCCUAUACCUUUUGGACCUACAUGAUGAAUGCUCGAUCUAAAAACGUUGGUUGGCGCCUUGAUUACUUUCUGGUGUCUCAUUCUCUGUUACCUGCAUUGUGUGACAGCAAGAUCCGUUCCAAGGCUUUGGGCAGUGACCACUGUCCCAUCACCCUAUACCUAGCACUGUGAUACCUCCCCCACAUCAUUUUAAGCCUAGGAAAUAAGCCCCUCAAUUAGCUUUAAAACUUCUUUGCUUUCAAGAGAAUUCUGCACUGUAUUUCCCUUCAGCCAGGCUCCUAGUGACAGAUGGGCUUCCUUUAAGCCCAAGGCUUUGUGUUUUUGGUGUGGAGGGGUUUUUGUUCCUUUUUUAUUUUACAUUAAACAAGCUACUGAUGACUUCCUUUGAACUGUCCAUGUGAAAAUAAAGAGCCAUAGUUUCA
This is a messenger RNA of Eptesicus fuscus (big brown bat), 1367 nucleotides long. It is a transcript of the gene APEX1, whose product is annotated as apurinic/apyrimidinic endodeoxyribonuclease 1. The record is from RefSeq and is a predicted model, not a curated record. Gene Ontology annotation, biological process: base-excision repair. The transcript is spliced from 5 exons. Gene Ontology annotation, cellular component: nucleus. NCBI's taxonomy places the organism in Eukaryota, Metazoa, Chordata, Mammalia, Chiroptera, Vespertilionidae. Gene Ontology annotation, molecular function: double-stranded DNA 3'-5' DNA exonuclease activity; DNA-(apurinic or apyrimidinic site) endonuclease activity; endonuclease activity. The coding region runs from base 154 to 1116 and encodes 320 amino acids.